Emys orbicularis (European pond turtle) is the source of this 582-nucleotide messenger RNA. RefSeq names its product VOPP1 WW domain binding protein (gene VOPP1). The transcript is spliced from 5 exons. Gene Ontology annotation, cellular component: cytoplasmic vesicle membrane. The coding region runs from base 1 to 582 and encodes 193 amino acids. NCBI's taxonomy places the organism in Eukaryota, Metazoa, Chordata, Testudines, Emydidae. The record is from RefSeq and is a predicted model, not a curated record.
AUGAGUGAACGUGUUGCAUUAUCCUUUGUGCCCAGUCUUGAGCAGACUGUUCAGACUGACCUGGUAUCUUUGAAUUCACUGGUGAAUCGGAAGAUAAAGAUGUAUGGUGUGGAGGAGGAUCGUGCUUGUACAGAGGCCAAAAAGCAUUGCUGGUACUUUGAAGGGUUGUAUCCUACAUAUUAUAUAUGUCGCUCCUAUGAAGAUUGCUGUGGGUCAAGAUGCUGCGUAAGAGCCCUCUCUAUCCAGCGACUCUGGUAUUUUUGGUUCCUUCUGAUGAUGGGCGUUCUGUUCUGCUGCGGAGCUGGUUUCUUCAUCAGAAGGCGGAUGUACCCUCCACCGCUCGUAGAAGAACCUACUUUUAAUGUAUCCUACACCAGACAACCAGCCAACACUGCAGCAGGAUCACAGCAACCAGGGAUGCCAUACUACACGGAUCCAGGAGGACCUGUGAUGAACCCCAUGGCUAUGGCUUUCCAUGUCCAGCCCAACUCCCCGCAAGGGAAUCCAGUGUACCCACCUCCGCCCUCUUACUGCAACGCACCACCACCCCCAUAUGAGCAGGUGGUGAAAUCCUCCACGUAA